Funneliformis geosporum is the source of this 267-nucleotide messenger RNA. The record is from the annotation of a GenBank genome assembly. Lineage: Eukaryota; Fungi; Glomeromycota; Glomeromycetes; Glomerales; Glomeraceae.
AUGGUUGAAUUAAAAGUCAAAAAGGAAUUAGUUGAUUAUAGUGAUGAUGAAGUUCCUGGGAUGUUUCAACUUGGUAAUGAAAAAUACUUUCAAGUGGAAAAGGCAAAAAAUACUUAUGCCCAAAAUAAAUUUCAAAAAGAAGGAAUUAAGAUAAUCCAAAAUAUUCCUACAAAUGUUGCUGAAGAGGGUCUAGGGGGGUACUCUGUACCUCCAAUUAUGUCUCCCCAUAUUCAAGAAUAUAUUAACGAAUUAGUCAACAAAGAAUAA